AUGUCCGGAGCGUCUGGAGGGAGAUCCCAUCGAGCAACUUCGUCCACGGUAGAUUCAAACCUGAGUCUACACCGGAGAACGUCUUCUGUCUCCAAACCAACCGGCCACGGCCUCGAUAUUGAGAACAUCCCGCUGGAACCCAUGAAGGGCUCCGCUCCCAUCGCCACAAUGACACAAAGCCAGAGAUCGAGAUACCUGAAAACAGGUGGAAUACUCGCGUUCAUACUGUUCAUAAUAUAUGUCCUCACCCCUUCGUCACGGACGCCGCACGCUCCUGCUCCUGGACCAGACUCGUCGAUGAAAUGCACGAAGCCCCACGAUUCUUCUAAACCUCUUAUCCAAUAUGUCUUGAUGAUCGAUGCCGGCAGCACGGGGUCGAGGAUCCAUGUCUACCGCUUCAAUAACUGCGGCCCAACUCCAGCACUGGAAAACGAGGAGUUUAAGAUGACUGAGGCGAAAGAGGGCGGCUCUGGACUCAGCUCAUACCGUGAAGACGCCGAGGGUGCAGCUAAGAGUCUUGACCCCUUGAUGGAGGUUGCCAUGAAGACCGUUCCGGAAGAAUAUAGGUCUUGUUCCCCUGUUGCUGUCAAGGCUACCGCAGGUUUACGAAUGUUGGGUAAGGAUAUGAGCGACAAUAUCCUCAAAGCCGUCAGAGCUCGGCUGGAGACAGUAUACCCAUUCCCGGUCGUCUCGGAGGCUCAAGGCGGUGUUGAAAUUAUGGAAGGCAAGGACGAGGGUGUCUAUGCCUGGAUUACAACCAACUACUUGCUUGGAAACAUUGGUUCUCCGGAAGAGAUCCCAACUGCUGCCAUCUUCGACCUGGGAGGCGGCUCUACCCAGAUCGUUUUCCAGCCAACCUAUAACGGCAAAGGACUCGACGGCCUCCCAGACAAGAUGCCAGAAGGUGACCACAAGUACGCCCUUAAAUUCGGUGGCAGAGACUUUAUACUCUACCAGCACUCCCAUCUUGGAUACGGCCUGAUGGCUGCUAGAGCUGCUAUCCACCGUCACCUCAUCGAGACCAAGCAUGAGCUCAGCCCCAACGACAAGGGCUGGCUCAAGCAAAAGGUUGUGAACCCAUGUAUCGUUCCUGGAAUGGCCCGCAAUGUCACCAUUAACUUGGGUGAUAACCAUGCCUUAGGGAAGGAAGUUGAGGUACUUAUGGUUGGCCCUAAGGAAUCGUCAGCUGCCCAAUGCCGGAACCUUGCGGAGAAGAUCCUCAAGAAAGAUGCAACCUGCGACCUUGCCCCGUGUUCUUUCAACGGAAUUCACCAGCCUUCCCUUCGCAAGACUUUUGCUAAAGAGGAUGUCUUCAUCUUCUCUUACUUCUAUGACCGCACAUCUCCCCUUGGAAUGCCUGAUUCAUUCACUCUCCAUGACCUUCAUGAAUUGACUUCAAUCGUCUGUGGUGGCGAGGAUAGCUGGGGAGUUUUCCAAUCUAACAGCACUGCCAUGAAGGAGCUAAGCGAUCGUCCUGAGUACUGCUUGGACCUUAACUUCAUGCUCGCUCUCCUACACACUGGAUACGAGAUGCCUCUUCAAAGAGAAGUCAAGACGGCAAAGAAGAUUGACGGAAACGAGCUCGGAUGGUGUCUCGGUGCAAGUCUUCCCCUUCUAAGCAAGACUUCCGGAUGGGAAUGCCGCAUUAAGCAGAUUUCUUAA
This is a messenger RNA of Nannizzia gypsea CBS 118893, 1662 nucleotides long. Its product is annotated as guanosine-diphosphatase. The record is from RefSeq and is a predicted model, not a curated record. NCBI's taxonomy places the organism in Eukaryota, Fungi, Ascomycota, Eurotiomycetes, Onygenales, Arthrodermataceae. The transcript is spliced from 2 exons. Bases 1 to 1662 code for a protein of 553 amino acids. Gene Ontology annotation, cellular component: membrane; Golgi apparatus. Gene Ontology annotation, biological process: protein N-linked glycosylation; nucleoside diphosphate catabolic process. Gene Ontology annotation, molecular function: GDP phosphatase activity; UDP phosphatase activity.